Messenger RNA from Closterium sp. NIES-65, 5349 nucleotides. Lineage: Eukaryota; Viridiplantae; Streptophyta; Zygnematophyceae; Desmidiales; Closteriaceae. The record is from the annotation of a GenBank genome assembly.
AUGGCUACCCCUAGUGUCCUCACGUUUGACGCUGAGGGACGAGCCGUAGACUUUGAGGUCUGGGUCGACGACAUGCAGCUGUUCCUACAGUGCGAUAGGGCAGACGGCCUCUCUCUCUUUGACCUUACCUUUGGCGCUUCCCCUGCCCCUGCUGCUAAUGCUGACGCCACUGUUCGCUCCCAGUGGGCCACGCGCGACGCUGCUGCACGUCUUGCUGUGCGUCGCCACCUCCCUACCUCCAAGCGUGCGCACUUUAGCCAGUACAAGAGUGCUCAGACCUUGUACGACGCUGUAGUCGCGCGCUACUCCUCCCCUGCCACUGCUGCACUGAGCCGUCUCAUGCUGCCGUACCUCUUCCCUGACCUUGCUGCUUUUCCUACCGUAGCUGACCUCAUCACGCACCUCCGCACUAGUGACACUCGCUACCGCGCUGCACUCCCUGCUGACUUCUACGCCGCGAACCCCCCCCCCCAUGUACAUAACUCUGAGCCUCUCGAGGUGACCCGCGCACCCCCAUCUUUGAGGGGUGUUCUCCCUCCCCCGUGCUGCCAUCUGUUGCCUCUGCUGCUGCGGCCGACCUCCUUGGUCUUGAGUCGGUCGGCGCGGCGUCUGCCCCUAGCGGGAGACGCCGCCCUGGCAAGGGCAAGGGGGGCAAGGGAGCUGGAGGAGCGGGCGGUGGAGGUGGAGGAGGAGGCGGUGGGGGGAGUGGGGGUGGCGGUGGGAGUGGAGGUGGGGGUGGAGGGGUCGGUGGCGGUAGUGGAGGCGGAGGCGGCGGCGGCGGUGGCGGUGGGAGCGGAGGUCGCGGAGGAGGCGGCGGUGGAGGCGGCGGCGGCGGCGGAGGCGGCGGCAGUGGUGGAGGCAGCGGAAGAGGCGGAGGCGGUGGGGGUGGCGGUGGAGCUGGUCGCAGGUCGUCGCAGAGGAGUGGCUCUGGUGGUGGCUCGCGCCAGCAGCAGCAGCGCGGUCGUGAGACCCCGUCACCUCAGUAGCUCCUGUGGGGGUGCGCACCCCACCCAGCGCUGCUUUGGCCGCCUGACGGACGCGUGGCGUCACCAGUUCCCGGAGGCCUCAGAGAUCCCUCGCUGGGGCGAGCUGUCUAGGGCGGGUGUGGCCAUCUUUGAUCUUGACUCUGAUGCUAUUCUUGCUGCCAUGCAUGCUGUGUCUAUUAGUGAUGAGGGUGACUGUUACCGGUGUUUCCCGCCCGAUCCGGGCAUUGAGACUGCUACUUUAGGUACUGGUACGGCUGCUGCCCUAGGUGCAUGCGACGCUACUGCUCUAGGUGCUGGUGUGUCUGCGUCCUCAGGUACUGGUGAGUCUGCGCUCUCAGGUACUACGUCGGCUUCGGCCUCCCUCACCUUCACCCUUGACUCUGGGGCGUCUCGCUCCUUCUUUCGAGACUGCACCACACUCACGCCGCUUAGUCGGCCGGUUGCGGUGUCUCUGGCUGACCCCUCUGGGGGUCCUUUCCUGUCUCGCUUCUCCACAGUCCUCCCUUGUCCGGCGGCUCCCUCUUGCACCCUGUCUGGUCUCUACCUCCCCUCGUUCUCGACGAACCUGGUGAGUGGUGCUGACCUACAGGAUGGGGGAGUACACUAUCGUCUCCUGUCUCACGAGACUCUCCUCUGGCACCACCGCCUUGGCAACCCCUCUCUGCUUCGGCUCAGAGGCAUGGCCUUCCGUCUUCUUGUGUCAAGUCCCCCCCGGUCCCUCCCUCCCCUUCCUCAGGGCCCUGGCCCUGCCUGUGUCCCCUGUGUCGAGGGGCGCCAGCGGGCUGCCCCCCACUCCUCCCAGUUUCCUCCGACAGAGGCCCCGUUGCAGACGCUUCACAUGGACGUGUGGGGCCCAGCCCGCGUCCGUGGACAGGGUAACAAGCGCUACUUUCUGCUCGUUGUUGACGACUACUCGCGUUACACCACAAUCUUCCCCUUGCGCAGCAAGGGUGAUGUCACUGAGGUGUUGAUCGACUGGAUCCGCGCAGCUCGUCUUCAGCUUAGGCAGCGCUUUGGCUCGGACUUUGCUGUUUUGCGUCUGCACUCGGACAGAGGCAGAGAGUUUUCCUCUGGCCUUCUGCGAGCCUUCUGUCGUGCAAGAGGCAUCCGUCAGACCUUCACGCUUCCGGACUCACCGCAGCAAAAUGGGAUUGCUGAGCGCCGCAUUGGCAUGGUCAUGGACGUCGCUCGUAAGUCCAUGAUGCAUGCGGCUGCCCCCCAUUUUCUGUGGCCGUUUGCGGUGAGGUACGCGGCGCAUCAGAUCAACCUUCACCCCAGGGUCUCCAGGCCGGAGACCUCCCCAGCCUUGCUGUGGACGGGGAAGGUUGGCGAUGCGUCUGUGUUCCGGGUCUGGGGAUCUCGGGCGUUUGUCCGCGACUUGUCUGCGGACAAGCUGUCCCCUCGUGUUGCUCCUUGCGUCUUCCUGGGGUUCCCCCCUGACGCGCUUGGGUGGCAAUUCUACCACCCCACCUCUCGCCGUGUUCUGUCCUCCCAGGACGUCACGUUUGACGAGUCGGUCCCCUACUACCGCCUCUUCCCCUUCCGCACUCCGUCCCUCCCCCCACCCCCACUCUUCCUGGUACCAGGUCCCCCUCAGGUAGACCCCCUGCCCCCUCAGGGUCCUGCCCCUUCAGGUGUGUCCCAGGCAGACGCAGUCGAGCCUGUCGAGGUCACUGGUGACUCUGGUGCUGCUGAGGGUGCUGCCGCUGGGGGUGUUGAGCCUGGGGCUGCUGGACGUGGGGGUGCGGGGCCUGGGGGUGCUGCGUCUGGGGGUGUUGAGCCUGGGGGUGCUGAGCCUGGGGGUACUACGUCUGGGGAUGCUGAGCCUGGGGGUGCUGAGCCAGGGCUUACUGAGCCGGGGGGUGCUGAGCCUGGGGGUGCUACGCUUGGGGGUACUGCGUGUCGAGGUGCUCCACCUGGAGGUUCUCCGGGUGCUUCGUCUCGCCGGGAGCCACUCUCUCCAGAGGAGCUGCGCGAGUGGUUUGCCCGGCGCUGGCUUCGUGCUGCUGGUGCUGGAGGUUCUUCGGCUGCUGAGGGUGCUGCGGUCGCGGGUCCCGGAGGUGCUCGUACUGGUAGUACUGGAGCUGCUGGGCCUGCGGGUUCGACUAGAGCUGGUGCUGCUGCGGGUGUUGGCGCUGAGACUGCCGCUGGCGGUCCUGCUAGAGGUGCUCCUGGUGCUGCUGGAGGUUCUGGAGCUGCUGGAGGUGCUGCUGGAGCGGAGUGUCCGCAGCCUGUCCAGCCACAGUUUCAGCUGCAGCCUACCUCCCCUUUGCCUGCUCCUUCUCCCUACACUGGUCCUACUGGAGGUCUUGCUGAGCGUCGUGAGCCUGCGUCUCGCCCUACGUCGCCUAUCCGUCCUGCUCGCGCUAGUGGUCGUAGUUCGCGUGAGCGUCCUCCUCCUGUCCCUGGUACGCAACGGACGUCUCUGCGUCCGUCCACUUCUCCUCUGCGUGCCCCUUUGCCUUCUCCUCCUGAGUCCUCUCUUCCUGCUCUUCCCGACCCAGAGUCGGACUUUCUUCGUGCUGCCAGUCCUACUAUCACGCGUCUCCUUGCUACUGUUGUCACAGACCCUUCCUUUGAGUCUACUGCUGCGUCUGCUCUAGUUGCUGAGCUCGUCGACUUUCCUGCUCGCUGUCGCUUAGACUACGCUGCGAGUCUUGUCGCUGAGUCUGAGUCUUUCUGUCCUCCGUCCGUCGGGGGUGAGUGUGCCCUUGGCACGGACGUCCUUGAGGACAGGCAGGAGGAGUUCCAGUGUCUGGCAGCUGCUUCACCUCAUCUCGUGUCCGUACUGCUUACCCCUGAGGGAGACCCGGAUGCACUUGACAUCCCGACUCCGCGCUCUUACGCGGAGGCGAUAGAGGGUCCCUAUUCCUCUCAGUGGCAGGCAGCUAUGGAUGCAGAGAUGGCUUCCUGGAAGUCCACAAGCACCUACGUUGACGCUGUCCCCCCUCCUGGGGCGAACAUCGUCAAUGGCAUGUGGAUCUUCAGGGUGAAGCGGCCGCCGGGUUCUCCUCCUGUCUUCAAGGCGCGUUACGUGGCUCGUGGCUUUAGUCAGCGGCAGGGAGUUGACUACUUUCAGACCUUCUCCACCACCCCGAAGAUGACCACUCUUUGGGUACUGCUGCACGUUGCUGCUCACCGUGACUACGAGCUGCACUCUCUCGACUUCAGCACAGCUUUCUUGCAGGGCAGCCUGCACGAGGAGAUCUGGCUGCGUCGCCCACCUGGCUUCACUAGGUCUUUCCCUCCUGGUACCCAGUGGAGUCUCCGGCGUCCAGUCUACGGUCUCCGCCAGGCGCCACGUGAGUGGCACAACACACUGAGGACUACGCUUGCGGCUCUUGGUUUUGCUCCUUCUAUUGCUGGCCCGUCGCUGUUUCUGCGCACCGACACCUCUUUGCCGCCGUUCUACAUCCUCGUGUACGUCGACGACUUGGUCUUCGCCACAGCUGACACUCCUGGAUUCGCCUACGUGAAGUCCAAGCUGCAGAAGAGACACACGUGCACAGACCUGGGUGAACUGCGCAGCUACCUUGGCUUGCAGAUCACCCGGGACAGAGCACGCCGCACCAUUACCCUAACUCAGUCACACAUGGUGCAGCAGGUCCUUCAGCGCUUCGGCUUCACGUACUCCUUGCCUCAAGCCACUCCUCUGCCUACUCGCCACUUGCUCUCAGCUCUGCCUUCGGAUGAGUCCGUAGAGUCGAGUGGCCCGUACCCAGAGCUAGUUGGCUGCCUCAUGUACCUGAUGACCUGCACACGUCCUGACCUUGCAUACCCUCUUAGCAUUCUCGCACGCUAUGUUGCUCCUGGGAGACACCGACCAGAGCACAUGGCUGCAGCGAAGAGGGUGUUGCGCUACUUGUGCAGUACGUCGGGCAUGGGGCUAGUGCUUGGAGGGCGCAGUCCAGUGGUCCUUACUAGGCACGUGGACGCUUCUUGGGCUGACGACCAGGCUACGCAGCGGUCGUCACAGGGUUACACCUUCAGCCUUGGUUCCGGCUCUGUUCCGUGGCGGGCUACUUGCUCGUCUUCUGUUCUCGGCUCCAGUUGUGAGGCUGAGAUCUACGCCGGGGCCAUGGUUGCACAGGAGCUUCGCUGGCUCACCUACCUGCUGACCGACCUUGGAGGGCCGCCUCGUUCUCCUCCAGUCAUGUACGUAGACAACAAGGCCAUGCUGGCCUUGUGUCGAGAGCAGCGACUGGAGCACAGAACGAAGCACAUUGCUCUCCGCUACUACCUUGCUCGUGAGCUACAGCAGCGUGGACAGUUGCGGCUUGCGUACGUGGCCUCUGAGGCCAACACUGCUGAUGUCUUCACCAAGGCACUUGCGCCUUGUGAUCAUCUGCGCUUCUGCACUUAG